CGCCACCGAGCGGAGUUUUUCCUCGAGUCCACCAGCACGUGCUACACAGAACGUCCGAUCCGUGGUCAGGCUCUGCCACGCGCGUGUGCGCAGCUCCGUGUGAGCGCGCAGACUGUGUUCGUGCCCUGCUGACAGUCUUAUGCAAGCCGCCCUACAGUCAGCCACGAUGUCCGAGGUUGCUGCUCCAGCAGACAAUAACGGGGAAGCUGGAUUAAACGGGUCAUGGGUGGAGCUGGAGAUGAACAGACACUCUGCAUCCCUCACGUCCUCCACCGCCUCAGUCCCGCCCCCUCUAGCACAGGUAGUAGAAGAAGAGGAUGAUGGGAUGGUGGGAGGGUUAGAACACGUUCCUUCAUCAUCCUCCAUCCACAAUGGAGACAUGGAGAAGAUCCUCCUCGACGCCCAGCACGAGUCCAGCCGCAGUAACUCCUCUUGUGACAGCCCUCCUCGACCCCACAGUCCACAGGACGACGGGCAGAUCAUUUUUGACGUGGAUAUGAGGAGAGAUAGUCAGGAGGAAGUGAUGGAGAGAAUCAGAGAUGAUGACAUCUUAAUGAAGGAUUCAGAUUGGGUGGCAGAUUGGUCGAGUAGACCAGAGAAUAUACCACCAAAGGAGUUCCACUUCCGGCACCCGCGGCGUUCAGUGACUCUCAGCAUGAGGAAGACAGGGGCCAUGAAGAAAGGAGGCAUCUUCUCUGCAGAGUUCCUCAAAGUGUUUAUCCCCUCGCUGCUUCUGUCCCACAUCCUGGUCCUGGGUCUCGGGGUAUACAUUGGAAGAAGACUGACCACUCCUUCUGCAAGCUCCAUUUGAACACGCAUCUGAUCAAGUGCCUCAGGCAUGGCUUGGAUGGAUUAGAAAAAAGGUUGCAGUUUGUCUAAAGAAAGCCCUCCCUUCACAUCCUUUGACAUUUCUACUUUUUCACUUCUGCCCUCUUUUCUAUUUCCUGUUUUCGGCAUUUCCUUUCAUUUGGCCUUUCCACACUGAGAAGUGCAUUGGAGAUUAUGAACUUCUCUGUUUUGGGCCCUUUUAACUUUCAAGUUAUCAGUUGUUGUGUCCGCUUUUUAGGUAAUUUUAUCCCUUAAAAGCUCUUUAUUGUAGUUACAGUUGCAUUUAAGUUUUGAAGCAUGUGGAGGUGAUUGGUUUAACCAAACUUACACACUAGUUCAGCGCUAGCUUAAACCGGCUUGGACAAAGCAAUUUAUGUCUCUUUGGCUAGCUGAUUACAUGACAAAAAUUAGAGUGAAUAACAAACAAUCCUCUUAGUUCUUAUCCUAAAAAGGGAUCAGCCAAAGUAUACAGAUACAUGAAACAAACUUUAUUUAUUAAUACAAAGGCUUUCCUUUCAGUUUUUAUAAAUGAGAGAAAUGCUAGAAUGAUGGAUUUGUAUGUGGUUUGGAAAGAUAGGGCUCUCCGUACACCCCAUUUUCAUCCAGUGAUCACAUGCUGGAAGAUUUAUACUAAAUUGAUCAUAUUUUACAUACAAACAGUAGGAUAAAUUACUGUUUCAUAAUCCAUAAUGGUCACAUUAUUCAUUUGGAUGGAUAGGGCUGGCGGAUCCCUGUAUGUAAAGAGAUUACUAUUAAUAUUAUUUUCUCAGUGUUUGUUGUGCUUUUUCGCCUCUAGGUUCAUUGACGUACAUAUCAUGACCUAGUGAUUUUAUAACUAGGCUUUUAUGACAGUUAAAACCAGCCUACAUCCACAACAUUUACAUACACUCUUGAAGCAUUAAACUAUACUUGAUUUCCAAAUGUUUGGAAAACUCGUGGAGUUGGAGUACGGCAAUGAUUGAGAAAAGCAACACUUUUGCCGUGUUAACGCUGUGUCAAAGGUUUUGGAAUUUUCGGUGUGGUGUCUUUCACAGUUUUCAUUAACAUUUUCAUGUUUUUUGUUUGAGGAGAUUGUCCUGAAAUGCGGUAUUUGCUUAAAGUCACAAUAAAAUUUAAAUUAAAACGUCAUAUUUUGAGGAUUAUUGUGGGGUUUUUUUUACGAAUGACUUCAUUGUUUUAAAAAAAGUAACGUGCCCUCUUAAUCAACAACGCAAAAACAACCUGACUCAACUUUCAACAAACCAAUCCAUUCUCAAAUGACGAAUUGAAGUCCAGCCUUACCUUUAUUCUCAUUUCGGAAGCCGUUUCACUUGGACAUACACACAGCGAAAAUAAGAUUUUCGCUAAAUCUGUUUUAUUGUGACUUUAACACUGCAUCACCUAACAGGACAAACCAAUGCAAUUUAAAGGAACAGUUCAUCCAAAAAUGAAAAUACUAAUUUAUGUACACAUAUAUAUUACACAAAGUGUUUAAUAAAAAUCUAAAUCAAAACAUAAGUUGUUUUGAAAACUGCUUGUAAUAGUGCAUGCAGAUGAGCUUUGUCAAGCUCCAAAAAUAUGCCUUAAAAAACUAAAGAUGUCAAAUAACUUAUGCAAUAUAUACUAAACCUAUUCAAUUCUAUAUUCUAAAUCUGUUCAAUUGAUUUAUGUGAUGAAUGUACAGCAAUUUUAAUGAUAAUUUAUUAAAAAUGUGCCAAUUUUUUCUCUUCACACAAAGCUUUUAAAUGAUGGUGAAAAUAGUACAGAUUUAGAAUGUAAGUGUAAAUACAUUUUUGGAUGAACUGUCCCUUAAACUUUAUAUAGUGAUGUCUUUGUGAAUAACACCAAUCCCAGGUGUGAACAUCUGACUGCUCGUUGGAAAAGGGUUUGUGUUUUCCUAGAACCCUGAAGUGAAUUACCGAAGUCUAGUUUUGUUUUUUGUCAAACUGAGACAUUUUUAUGUGUGUUUUGGAUAUGUGCAUGCAUUUUGCAUGGUCUUCAUUGUUUGGCAGUAUCCUGUGAAGCACCUGAUUCUGCCAAAAGCAACUAAGAGCAUAAAAAUGACAAAUGUUGUGCCUCGUCUCCUUAAUCGAGUUGCAGUGUGAUGUCAUCAUGUGCAAGUCUUGUGCCACGAGAUUUUUCUUUUGGUUGGUUUGUUUUGUUGAUCACAUUUGGAAGGUUUCUCACAUGCUUUGUUUGUUACAGUUGAGUGUGUUUUUUUUUUACAGCUAAGGCAACUAGUGCACACAGAGAGAGAAGAAGGUACAGGAUAGCUGUUUAUAAAAUAAUGUUAAAUGGGAUUUUAGUUAUUUUUGAUACUGGAAUUCUGAGUGUUUGUUAAAAACUGGAUAAAAAGACUCUGAUGAUGGAAAGUAACUUAAGUUUUAUUAAUUUGACAAACAUUUUGCCCCGAUUUAAAAUUAAAUGUUAAAAGAAUGACCUGCAAUUCAGAGAAAUAUGUUUUUUUUUCAUUUGUCUGUUGUUUUUUGAUGUCAUCAUGUUGCAUUAUAUACUGCUUUUAGUGCAUUUAUUUUCAUUUUCAAAAUUAUGCAUUAAAGUCAUGCAGAUUUUGUGAUUUUA
Molecule: messenger RNA, 3387 nt
Organism: Paramisgurnus dabryanus
Lineage: Eukaryota; Metazoa; Chordata; Actinopteri; Cypriniformes; Cobitidae
Gene: bnip3lb
Product: BCL2 interacting protein 3 like b
Biological process (GO): positive regulation of apoptotic process; defense response to virus; mitochondrial outer membrane permeabilization
Cellular component (GO): nucleus; mitochondrial outer membrane; endoplasmic reticulum
Source: RefSeq, a predicted model, not a curated record